Molecule: messenger RNA, 1116 nt
Organism: Vitis riparia (riverbank grape)
Lineage: Eukaryota; Viridiplantae; Streptophyta; Magnoliopsida; Vitales; Vitaceae
Exons: 2
Coding region: 53-478 (141 amino acids)
Source: RefSeq, a predicted model, not a curated record
AAGUCCAAACCCCUAUUUCCAAAUUCCGAUCAACUGCGGAGGAAGCAGAGAGAUGUGGUUCUGUGGUGGCGGCGGUGGUGGUAAGGGAGUUGCGGCUGGUUUAUUUGUGAGGUAUUUCUCUCGGAAAUGCGCCGUGAACGUCAGGAAAAUCAAUCCAAAGGUUCCUUAUCAAGAGGCUUCAUCCAUAGCUCAAUCACUCUACCAAGUUAUCAAGCAAAACGGCGCUCUCUCCAUCUCCAACACUUGGAUCCAGGCCAAGGAAGCUGGUAUUAGUGGAUUGAACAGCAAAACACACAUGAAGAUAAUGCUCAAAUGGAUGAGGGGAAGGAAGAUGCUGAAGCUGUUCUGCAACCAUGUUGGUUCCAGCAAGAAAUUUCUGCACUGUACUCUACCUGAAGACCCUGAAGUAGCCCAAUUAAGGAGCUCCCUAGAACACAAACCGCAGACUAAGAAACGUUCCACGAAGAGGAAAAAGUGAAUUAGAUAAAAUGCCUGUAUUUUGCACCUCGACCAGAUCAGGAAAUGAUGUCAUGGUCAACUGGCCCAUUUUAAUGUUUAUUACGAUCCAGACUGGCUAAGUGCUCCAUUUUGCAGCAUGCAUCCUUAUGAAUUUCUCCAUUGUUUUAUUGCACCAAAAAUAUUUGCAUGGUGUGUUUGGUGACUUUUAGGCGGCGCCACCUUCCCUUUCCCCACUUUUUUGGUGAGAAAUCUUAGAUACCUCCUGAGAUGUGAUGUUCUGCACUGGUUUCUGGAAGGUUUGAUAAAUAGACAUUUUCAAGUAUUAGCCGUGUGUCACUUGUAAUCAUGCCUUGCAUAUGGCAUCUAUUUGCAGGUUUGAAGCAUCCUUGAGAUGUUCCCCUAGAUUUCCUGCUGCGAGGUGUUUUGACCAUAGUUUGGAAGCAUCCUUGAGAUGUCUCUUCUAUAUCUUACAUUUCUAUAGAUCCAGUACAAUGUUUUUGGCUCCGCAGAUGGACUAUCUUUAGUAUCGAGGAUGAAGAAACUGGCUUACUAAAGUUGUUUCUGGCUGGUGCCUCUUCAAUCCCAACUUGAUGUUAUUCCCUUUAUGGGGUUAUUUUGUAAAACAAGUAGGAAAUAAUGGAGAUGGGGGUUCAAUUU